This is a messenger RNA of Lasiosphaeria miniovina, 2022 nucleotides long. RefSeq names its product Alpha/Beta hydrolase protein. NCBI's taxonomy places the organism in Eukaryota, Fungi, Ascomycota, Sordariomycetes, Sordariales, Lasiosphaeriaceae. Gene Ontology annotation, molecular function: serine hydrolase activity. The transcript is spliced from 3 exons. The record is from RefSeq and is a predicted model, not a curated record. Bases 1 to 2022 code for a protein of 673 amino acids.
AUGUCUCUUCUCUGGGUGGCGGCCACCGCAUUGAUCGGUCUCGCUUCAGGCUUCCCCUCUCCCAAGAGCCUUCAGUCAGAUCUGACAAUAUUAAUCAACAAUGACCUGCAAGGAUCAAACAGUCCAUACUCAACCUCGGGGGUCAUAGUAUUGGGUCGCCGGUCAUACGAUGAUGCCGUUGCCGGCUGUCAAGCUCUAGGCGAGCAGCUAUGGUCUCCUGAGCUGAACACGGCAAGCAUACAGUCGAACCUUGACUACCUCAAAUACCAAGGCAAGACCAAUGGCUCGGCCACGUUCUGGAUUGCCGCUCAAGGCAAUGCCACGAGGGGAAUUAGCUUGUCUGGCGCGGUAUCGCUGGCCAGCUCGACGACGCUACAGCUCCCGGCACUCUGUUCUCAGACCGCGCCAUAUUCGACAAGGGGGUCUCAGGACACGAGCUCCCAGUGGCGGGUUACCAUAGAUGCCAACAACCAAACUCUCACCGGUUUCCGCGACCGACUCUCUUUCCGAUUUCUGGGCAUCCGGUACGCUCCACGGCCAAAGAGGUUUACAUACUCUACCCUGUUCAAGGGGUCGGGCGAGUCUUCUUCAGCGCUAUCCUACGGCUCUCAGUGCGCCCAAGGUUCCACGGGCAGCGAGGAUUGUCUGUUUCUAAAUAUCUGGACCCCCUAUUUGCCUAGCCAGAGCAGAGGCGAGGGAAAGGGUCGCCUCCGUCCCGUAGGGGUGUGGAUUCACGGGGGGGCCUUUACGGGUGGAACUGCCAACGACGAGACUUUCGACGGCGGAAACAUCGUGUCGAGAGGGGAUAUGGUCCUCGUGGCAAUCAACUACCGCCUAGCAACACUCGGGUUCUUGGCUCUGAAGGACGGCGUCACCAACGGCAAUUUUGGCCUGGCAGACCAGAUCACCGCUUUGGACUGGGUACGAGCAAAUAUCCAGAGAUUCGGCGGUGAUCCCGAGCGCGUCACCAUCUUUGGCCAGUCGGCGGGUGCCGGUUCGGUGAGGGCUCUGAUGGCUUCGCCGGAGGCGGCAGGCAAAUUUGCGGGUGCGAUCCUGCUGAGCAACCUUGGCGGGAUCAACUACGGAACGACCUACUCGAAGUAUUACACGAUCGACGAAGAGGUGUCGGUUGCGGCCGGUGCCAUCGUCAAGGCGGCCAAUUGUGCCGACGCCGCGUCUCAAGUUGACUGCCUCCGCGAGUUGCCUACCUCGGCAUUCGGGAGCCUGGGCACAGUGGCGCGCUACCUCGUGGUUGACGGGACGUACCUGACCUCGCAGGAGCUGCCUCUCACCGGCGAAGCCCUCUCUAUCCACGUCAUGAUGGGCAUUGCGCAUGACGACGGGAGCCCCUUUAUCACGUACCCAAAGACAGCGGACCAGGCGGCAUAUCUCGCAUCGCAGGGCUUUUCGGUCCCACCGUCGGCCCUAUUCCCGAUUCCCACCCCCGGCAGCGGCAACCAGACGCUCGACCUGUACAACUCGUCUUCGCAACUCGCCACGGACGGCAUCUUCCGGUGCGUCGACCAGGCAACCGUCUCCAAGGGGGUCAACAGCGGCCGCCUGGGCCCGGUAUUCUACUACGAGUUCGACCGCACGUACCAGACGACGGGCUGGCCGGGCACCGACGUCUGCAACCCGCCCAAGACGGCAUCGCACCCGAACGGCGACCCGUCUCUGCCCUACUUCCGCUGCCACUCGGGCGAGCUCUACUACGUAUUCGGCAACCUCGCGCGCCAGGGCCUCCCGGUGCGCGACGACGGCGACCUGCCGUUCGAGCAGCUCGUGCUCGACAGCUUCGCCUCGUUCGUGCGGUCCUACGACCCGAACCCGGACAAGGCGCUGCUGGUCGCGCGCGGCUACACGCACACGCUGCAGCAGCUCGCAGCGUCGGGCCCGUGGGUGCCCAGCACGCCCGGCGCCAUGACGCUGCGCGCGCUAGACUGGCCGCGCUCGUCGCAGGGCCCGUUCCGAGAGCUGCCGCAGUGCAGCGGGCUCGGUCUGGGGCUGGAUUACUAUGGGUGA